GCUUUCUCAGCUGAUAAGUAUUUCAAUGCGGCAGGAUCAGGAUCAACCUGUGGUGAAAGUGUCGAUGUUGUCUUUCUAAAUAUUUGUCUGUAACAGAAAUAAAGGAAAUCCGUCUUAUAAUCAUGUCUAAUAACAACGAUGAUAGUUUCAAUGAAAAUACGUGCGUUGUUUGUUUCAAAAACGUUGAUAUAUAUUCUAUUGGCGACUGUGAUCACCCAGUUUGCUAUGAGUGUUCCACAAGAAUGCGAGUCUUGUGUCGUCAAAAUGAAUGUCCCAUAUGUAGGCAUGACAUGCAAAAGGUCAUCUUCACAAAAACCGUGCGACCUUUUAAAGAACUGGAUGAGCUGAUAGGGACAAAAUGCUUGUUGGACCGCAAGUUUAAAAUUGUCUUCGAAAGCACUGACACACAACACGCAUAUAAUACACUACUGGCCCAUGUCUGCUCCAAGUGUCCAGGCAGGCAUGCCUUCCAGACAUUUGCCAUUCUACGAGAACACAUGCGCAAGGAACAUGAACUCUUCUAUUGUGACCUCUGUGUGGAAAACCUGAAGAUCCUGACACAUGAGAGGCGAUGCUACACACGGAAGGAACUGGGAAUGCACAGGCGCCAGGGAGACCCAGAUAAUCGGUCCCACCGUGGCCAUCCACUUUGUGAGUUCUGUGACCGUCGGUAUAUGGACAACGACGAGUUAUACCGUCAUCUGCGGCGUGACCAUCUGUAUUGUCACUUCUGUGAUACAGAUGGCCUUCACCAAUAUUAUGACUCGUACGAUGAGCUGCGAAACCACUUCAGACAAGAGCACUAUCUCUGUGAGGAGGGUGAGUGCUACGAGGAGAAGUUUACAUCAGUCUUCCGGACCGACAUUGACCUUAAAGCCCACAGGGCGCUGGUGCACGGACGGCAGAUGACGAAGGCUGCUGCCAAGCAGGCUCGCACCCUAGAGCUGGCUUUUACACUGAAACCUCGACCGCGUCAAGCAGAGCAGAGGCGAGCUGGGGGUAGAGGAAACUCACGAUAUCACAGUUACAGUGACGAAGAGGAAGGUGCUGUGGGUGGAAUGGCAGGGGACUACCAUCGCUCCUCUCAGCCAUCCUCAGCACACCCUACAUUUUCCAAGAUCAACACGGCGAGUAAUGAUGAGUUCCCAUCCUUGGGAGGCAGCUCAGCUCCGGUGUCCCGCCAGGGUCUGCAUUUCCCAAAGCCUGGAGGAGUCACAAUUCAUCGAACAGGGGGCAAGUUGGCGAUGACUGAAGAAGACUUCCCUGCGCUUGCACCAGAGGCUACUGCCUCAGUCAGUCUGCGAGUGAAUAGUGUUAGUGCAGCUGAGCGAGCGAAGGGCUCAAAACCUACAAAUGUUUCCAUUCAUGUAAACCACCGACCUGGCGGCGUUGUUGCUACCGUCUCAAGUUCAAAAAAUUCUCACUCGAGGGAACGAGACCCUUUCCCGGCAUUGCAAAAUAGUUAUAAUGGAAAAACACCUGUAGCAACGUCAUCGACACAGUGGAAUGCAGCAAGAGAUUCUGAACCGAAAAUGUCAGUUAAGAGCAAAUCUACCCAGCAGCCAUCUAAAUCACAACAGAAGAGUUCAAAAAAUUACAAUUAUGACGAUGAUGAUUUCCCCAUACAAAAUAAUUUUCCAGCACGGUUAACAGGAAAUGUUCCUUCCCACAUAGCAAGCCUGGCAACCACACAAUGGUCAUCAGGAAGAGAGCCUGAACCCAAGUUUUCUGUCAAUAAAAAUAAAUCUAAUCAGCCCCCGCCACCUAAGUUGCCUCAACCGAAGACUUUUCAUAUUGAAGAUGAUUUUCCCAGUUUGAAUUCCAGAUUUGAUGCGAGCUGUAGUUUUACACCAGAGCCAGUGGAGCCCAAACCACCAGAGAGUAAGGCUAAGAGAGAAUCUUCAAUUUCAAUAUCAGUAGAUAAUGACUGGACUAAAGCCAGCAAAAAUGUGGUGAGCAAUGAUAACAUUUCAAGUGACAGUGAUAUCGGCAGCAGAAAGAGCGGCAAGAAGAAAAAGAAUAAGUCAAAAACAAAAAAGGAUUUGGUUAGUGAACCGGCUAAGUCAGUUCCAGUGAAGAGCAGUAACAAUGAGAACGGUAAAAAGAAUAAACAGAAAGAAGAGCCAAAAGCAAAAUCAAAGCAGAUAAAGGUUGAAAGCCAAGUUUUUGAGAAUAAAGUGAAAAGCGAGGAAACUUCUGGAAAGAAAGUGCAAGAAACGUUGGAAAGGAAGCGAUCUGAGUUAAAAAUCCAAAGCCUGAACGGUCAACCACAGCAGGAUAACAAUAUCAACAUGAGUGAAUUUCCAUCAUUGAGUGGUAAAAGACUUCCACCAGGUUUCUCCAAUCCUGUGAAGGAGAAAACAUCAGCACCACCAGGGUUUGAGGGGCCAUCAGCUCCUCCUCCAGGAUUCUCUAUUACACUCAAUUCAGUUGCUCGGCCCCCCAGUAACGGCCUUACCUUCACUAGUAGUAGUGGACAAAACUACGCCAUCAGCCCGAGUGGAGAAGGAGGGGGAUCAUCACGUGUAUUCCACUUACGUACCUCCACCCAACAUAAAGAAACGCAAUGCAGAGUUAGUGGUGCGCGUGACCACCGCUCUCGGCAACGCAGGCUGCACUUGAUGAGUUCCUGCAGAUGUCGGGGUUGUACCGACAGGGUUCGUUGA
This is a messenger RNA of Homalodisca vitripennis (glassy-winged sharpshooter), 2666 nucleotides long. Its product is annotated as E3 ubiquitin-protein ligase ZNF598-like. Gene Ontology annotation, biological process: rescue of stalled cytosolic ribosome; protein ubiquitination. NCBI's taxonomy places the organism in Eukaryota, Metazoa, Arthropoda, Insecta, Hemiptera, Cicadellidae. The record is from RefSeq and is a predicted model, not a curated record. Gene Ontology annotation, molecular function: ribosome binding; ubiquitin protein ligase activity.